CCAUGUACUGUAUCACUGUAGUAGUACUGCAACUGUACCUAAAAGUUAUGUGCUGAUUUUUUUUUGGCAAGGAUUAGGGUUGCAAAAUUGGAAACUUUCCAUGGGAAUUAAUGGGAAUGAAUGGAAAUUAAUUUGGAGGUUCUUUCAGGGAAAUUAAAUAUACAGUGGUGCCUUAAGAUAUGAGUUAAUUCGUUCCGUAAACACAGUCUGAAGUCAAAACACUUGUACAAUCAUCUUUCACCAUUGAAAUUAACUGAAAUGCAAUUUAUACGUUCCAGCCUCCCCCCAAAAAACAGUAAAAUUCGUUUUUGAACCUGCUUUUUCAUUAGGAAAAUUGCACUUAGCAGCAGUGUACUGUAUAGAAACACAGUAAUAACAUUUGCUCUCCACAUAACCUACAAACACAGAAAAUGCAAGCGCAAAACAUGGCUGUACCUAAUGUAAUGUCCUUCCUUGUUCUUCUUCUGUGGGGUUGAUUGGCAUUUGGCAAACCAUCUUAACGGUGGCACUGAAAACAUCAUAGGUUUGUUCCAUACUGAACUAAACCAAACGGGACCAUUGUUGGCACAGAGCAUGGCCUACUGUGGAAAAUGCCAGGCUAGCAGCAUUGACACCUCAAAAGUCAUAAUCACAUCACCGGCUUAAUAGUGGAAGAACUGGAGGGGUCAAGCCUGCGUUAGCGUGACCCAAGCGCUCUAUUUGUGUUGAUAUUUAUAUCCUACGAUGACUUGAUUUUGAUGCAAGGCAUGUCAAGCAUGUGUCCUUUUUAUCCCAUUACAUUAUCAUGCACUGAUGCUUGGCUGAUAAAAUCUAUUCCCUAAUGCAACAUGAUAAAAGUGCAUGCUAGUACAGUCGUCUCUUGUAAUAGAUGCUUGUUUUCUUUAAAACAACAGAUUAGGCUGCGAGCUGAUUCAAAAAGAUAACUCCACAUACAAUGCAAUGUAUGUUUGUUGCUACUUCUACAUGCACCAAAGGGAUCAUUUUUCUUCAAGAUAAUGUUGCGGCAUCUACCUCAUAACACCUCACUUCUCACAGUAUAUACAUGAUAAUAGGAAGUGUAACACGCUAUCUGCGGUUGCAGGAUUUGUCUCUUGGAAAUAUAGAGCAGAAAAUGCCUCCUGCAUGACAUCACCACACAGUAACUGCAAGAUGAGUAAGAUAGUCCCUCGCAUACAGUGUGAUUAUCUUGCUGCUAAACAUGCUGCCCUCAUUCUCUCUUUGUGUAGGCCUGCAUAUGACAUGAAUGACAAACAGGACAGGCCUUAUGUGUGCGAGGCCCCUGGCUGCUCUCAGCGCUUCCAGUUUGAGGAGCAUCUAAUCAUCCACAGACACAAACAUGAGAUGACCCUCAGGUUCUCCUCCACCAAGCCGGAUACGACUUUUACCGACCAGACCCCGACCCCAACUCGGUUUUUGCAGAACUGUGAAGAAGUAGGUCUAUUCAAGGAGAUAGAGGAGGAGUUUCUGCAGGCGCAAGAAGAGGAGGAGAGCAAACAGACAGUUUCCCAUAAUGGGCCCUGUUGUAUGAAUCAGCACCAGCUCAAAGCCCAGCUCCAGCACCCGCAUCACCAGCCACCUCUGCACCAUCCCCACGCCCAUUCCCUGCAGCACCCUCAGUCCCACGGUCCCAUGAUUGGCCCGAGUUGCAGCCUGGCUACCCAGCAAGCCGUAUCCUCCUCCCUGUCUGGAUCAGCCAACAGCCAGGCCCCAUCCAUGCUCACACACUCAGGGCCUGUCCCCGGACCCCCCUCUUCCCUCCUCCACAUACGCAACAGACACUGUCAACCGCUGCCAGCCUCGCUGCCUGGCACCCUGCCCGACCCCGCCAUGCAAGGGGCAUCUGCUCAGCACAUGUCCAGGUCCAAGCAGAUGAUGGGCCAUCACUAUCAACGCCAGCACCCAGUAAUGGCCCCUUUAAACAAUCCGACGGGUUCAUUGAUGGAGAUCAUGUCACAGCGCCACCAAGCUCCUCUACUGCAACACUCCCUUCACCACCAUCAUCAUUCUCAUCAUCCUCAGCUUGCUGCUCCACCACUCAGCUACCAACACCGAUGCCAUCCCACUCAUCCACAGCACCUCGGGAGCCCCAACAGCCACCCUCACCCGUCAAGGAACACGCCAGCGCACCAAUCCCCCCCCGCCCACCUCCCCCAAGAGUCACCUCCUGCACCCCCAUUGUCUGUACCUGCACAGGUAUCACCGGUUCCACAGCAAAUGCACCCGUGCCACUCGCCACACUCCCAGCAUGCACUGCAGGCAGGCGGAAGCUGCGGCCGUCGAAGGAGGACGGCCGAGCAGGACCCCGACGAACGCCGGCAAAAGUUCCUGGAACGCAACCGAGCAGCUGCCACCCGCUGCAGACAGAAGAGGAAAUUGUGGGUGUCGUCGCUGGAGAAGAAAGCUGAGGAGCUGACACACACCAACCUUCAGCUUCAGAAUGAGGUGACGUCAUUGAGGUCGGAGGUUGGUCAGCUGAAGCAGAUUCUGCUCACCCACAAGGACUGUCCCGUCACAGCCCGACAAAGAGAAGCACAGGGGUACAAUACUGCAGGGGUGAGCCCGGGAGGAAGUCCCACCCCUGUAGAUUCUGGGUGUCAUCGGCAGGCCAUCCAACACAACAGCAUCAGCACGUCCUCGGUGAGAGGCAACGCACACCACGACCCAAUGCCUGGACGCUAGAGAUCGGACGGGACAUUUUUUUUUUUUAUUUUUAUUUUUUUAGUGUCUUUAGCUCUGUCCAUUUCAAAUGGUGCAUAAAAUAUCCGACGAUAAAAGCUUUUUAAAUGGUUGCAGCAUCGAGUUUGUUGGCCGCUAACUAGGGAUGCUCAUUUCAUUUGGCCUUGCUCCUGUAUCUUGCACUAAUUUUGAAAUAUAAAUACUAUAAGCUCCUAUUUUUAACUGAGCAUAUGCAAAUGUGCACCUUUUGCCUUCUCCUCAAAGCAGGGGCAGCUUUAAAAAAAGAAGAUGACUAUAUAUUUUUAUACAAUUAAUAAUAAGAACACCUUUUUGAGAUAUGUCAUUGCAUCAUAAUUUCAAUUCAAUACGUUCUUUUUUGAAAAGCCAUUUAAUGAUGCAAUAUUUCCUUCCAGGCACUUUUUAAAUAACUUUCUCUAAAGCGGCAACUCUUCAUUGAAUUCCUGUUAGCAUAAUUUAAUUUGCACUUGAGUUUCUCUUUUUGUACUGUAAAGAUGUUGACUGUACAUCUAUAAUAUUAAUAAAAAAAAUCUUAUUCUG
Messenger RNA from Phyllopteryx taeniolatus (common seadragon), 3234 nucleotides. RefSeq names its product cyclic AMP-responsive element-binding protein 5-like. The transcript has 9 exons. Gene Ontology annotation, biological process: regulation of transcription by RNA polymerase II. The record is from RefSeq and is a predicted model, not a curated record. Gene Ontology annotation, molecular function: cAMP response element binding; DNA-binding transcription factor activity, RNA polymerase II-specific. Bases 1123 to 2679 code for a protein of 518 amino acids. Lineage: Eukaryota; Metazoa; Chordata; Actinopteri; Syngnathiformes; Syngnathidae.